AAAAAAUUAGCUUUAAUCAUUUUACCAGCUAAAACCAAACAUGUACGUUACAAGGCGUUUGUCGGAAUAUCAAAGAAACAGAUCGGAGUUAAAGCAAACAUUGCCUGAAGGUCCAAACUCCGGUGUACUUAUAAUUCAAGAUGAAGAGUCAAAGCCAACUUGUUGCUUCGGAUCUUGCUACGAGUCUGGACUCAAAGGCUUACCGUUCCCACAAAACGCAAAGCUGGCUGUGAUAUACAUCAUCGCAGCUGGUAACACGACCGUCGUUUAUCGUGAUCCUGUCGUUUUCAUUCCAGUUCUUGACCAGCCUUUGUCUUCUAACCGUUACUACGCCAUUAAAAGAAGCGGGAAACACUCAGGAGAAGCUUCGGCUAAUGCGAAAGAGGAAGACAGAGUCCCUUGCUGCUUCUGCUUCAGCCGUGUUCCUGAAGUUAAACCACAACAAGCAGAUCCUUAUGACAUUUACCAACAAUUCGAGAUCCAUCAACGAAAAUCUUUGUCUCGAUAUUACUUUGCAACAUCCGUUGCUCCAGACGGUGUACCACCAGAGUUCCUCAAGAGAAAAGGUUGGACCGUUGAGUACUCGACGUCCGAAGACUAUGGUCUGAGAGAUGAUGCAAAAGGGAUUAACGCUAAGAUUCGUUCUGAGCUUCCUAGUGAUCUGAACAGAAGCGUUGUGGUAGGGAACUGGUACGUACCUUUCAUAUUCGUGAAGGAUGGAGAUGCAAAGGAUCAGCUUAAGAGCUCAACUUAUUACAGAAUGAGUCUUUACCAAAAAUGGGAGGAAGUUUACUCUUGUGAAAACGCUAACAAAGAAAACCGCGAGGUUGUAGUCAAUGUGGAAGUUGAGCCAGAAGUUGUGAAGCUUGAGGGACAAGUUAUCGGAAAAGAGACAAUAAAUGUGGAUGAAAAUGGGGUUGUUUGGUUUGGGGUUCCAAACAAGAGUUUUGGUUUGAGGUCUUUUGUCACUGAGAGGAUGAGAUGGGAAGAGGAGAGGUUCGGGUGGAAGAGUGGUCCCCAACGAGCAGUGGCUAAAAUAUCUGACAGGUUUGAUGGAGGAGGUUCGAGUUGGAAGAGCUAUAAAUGUUAUGUGUUGGUGGAGAGCUUUGUAUUGAGGAGAACGGAUGAAAGUGUGGUCUUGACAUUUGAGUUUAAGCAUGCUGAUAAGUUGAAGAGCAAGUGGGAAGCAUGAACAGCUUCUUGUAUUUAAUCUUUUGUGUUGGUUAUACGUGGUUUUUAUUCAGAUUUAUAUGAAUCAAAUAAUAAACAGAUUGUAACAAUGUCCCCAUCAAGAACCCAUUAACAAGGUUCAACAAACAAUAUCAUAUAUAAAGAAGGAAAAACAAGAAAUGAUGUUACAUUUUGCAUCUUUUCAAAGAAGAUGAAACUGAAACUUCUCUAAUGUAGUAAAACAGAAAAUACAAAAACAAAACCUUUCU
Eruca vesicaria subsp. sativa (arugula) is the source of this 1439-nucleotide messenger RNA. NCBI's taxonomy places the organism in Eukaryota, Viridiplantae, Streptophyta, Magnoliopsida, Brassicales, Brassicaceae. The record is from the annotation of a GenBank genome assembly.